Messenger RNA from Strongylus vulgaris, 420 nucleotides. The record is from the annotation of a GenBank genome assembly. NCBI's taxonomy places the organism in Eukaryota, Metazoa, Nematoda, Chromadorea, Rhabditida, Strongylidae.
AUGACGGCGCCAGAUUGGAGGAGCUCCUGGCCACUUGUGACUGGCCCACCAAAGAGAACCCAGGGAAACGAUCUGCUUCUCAGAGAACUGGGAGCCUGUGAAGAGGAGAGCAUAAGAGCUGGACCCGAUUGCAUCACAUUUCCAGCCAAUGAUAAUCAAUACCAAGAACAGCUUUACAAGAAGAUUGUUAAACAAAACAGUCGAUUGGAACUUUUGGAUGCAGCACGAAGAAGAACGAAGGCGCAGCAUGACACUACCGCUACACCGAAAGCUCUCCGGACAAUCCAAAAAAUAAAACGACGUCUUUUGAAAUUUACUAUGCAACAUAUCCUCGGACUUCGCAGUCCGGAUAUGAGAUCAAUGUUCCUUCUGGUUGGUCAGAGAAAGACAGAUGACGGAUGGGCACUAAGAGCUCUGUGA